This is a messenger RNA of Kockovaella imperatae, 420 nucleotides long. RefSeq lists its product as hypothetical. Bases 1 to 420 code for a protein of 139 amino acids. The record is from RefSeq and is a predicted model, not a curated record. The transcript has 5 exons. Lineage: Eukaryota; Fungi; Basidiomycota; Tremellomycetes; Tremellales; Cuniculitremaceae.
AUGUCGUCUUCGCCAAGAUCAGAACGCUCGAAGCGAGCGGAAUAUGCGAAUCGAGCAGUGGGUGAUAAUUCUUUGAUCUCCGCCGACAUUGUUCAGGUCGAAGCUCAGAUGAAGGGGGGCAUCGAGGGAGCUAUUCGGUGGACGGUGAUCGCUGGAGCGGCCUGUGUCCUUGGGCACUAUACGUGGCCAUUUUUCAGGAGGCAGACCUUGGCGUUCAAAGGUUUCAUCACCUCGUCGGCGACCAUCUUUGGACUCGUUGUCGGUGCUGACAACCACCUGCUCAACUAUGAGGAUCACAUCAGAAGAGCAGAGACAAAUAUUCGUCGCCGUGCACACUUGAGCCUGAUCCAAGAGGGCAAGAUACCAUCAGAGGCUGAGAUUGCCAAAUGGAGACAGGAGAACGUCCCGGAAAACAAGUAA